AUGGCCCCUACAUCAUCAUUGAAGACAGAUCCUUUGGGUGCGUUUGACACUCGGCUCACUAUGAAUCAAUGUUUGACGGGCGAUUUCGCUUCUAUCUCUUCGGCCCCAGCUGCCGGAUUUGAUGGGGCUGCUGAAUGGCCACCUGACAGAAUGGGAUCGGAGAGUAGCUCAAAGCCCGAGUAUCGGAUUCUCGAGCUUCGCCAGUCAUUUGGUGGAUUCAAUGUUGGCCAGAAGUGUCCUCGACUCGAGCUGGAUGCCGCUGUGGACAGGUGCCACCUGCUCGACAACCUCAGUGAGCCCGCGGAUCCGCAAAAUACCCCGGCCUCGAACAGCGUGAGAGAAUGUACGCCCGAAUAUCCUCCUUGUGGCAUGGAGAAUACGCAGGAAAGCCCUGUCCCUCAGAUCGACGAACUCAAAUUCGAUUGUUUCCGCGACUCACCAGUCAAGCGUCUUGUUGUUCGCCGAGAUGAUGAAAUUGAACGAUCAAACGAUCCGGUAUUUGAGGCCCAUGGAAAGCUUACAAAUCGUAGUGCUUUCAGGAAGCCUGCCAAUACCGGUGAGGCAAGGUAUGUUCGAUUCGGCGCUGUUCCCUCGCCUCUGCCCUCACCUCUAUCUUCACCUCCUCGGCUGACGCGUCGUCCUCUGCCUUCGAUUGAGCGAAAGAGGGAUUACAUCACCACGUAUCGACAGAAGAAGCAAUGCGAUAAAUGGAGGAUCGCCCGUCGCCCAACACCCCGAAAGCGUGUCUCUCGCAACCCCGCGUUUGAGGUCCAGAUUCUAGGUACUUUGACCCCACCGCAAACUGAUAGAUGCAAUCGAUCACUUUCGAGCUCACCUUCCGAGCGGAACCACGUCUCACCCCCGACCCGAAGUGAUGCGAGCAAAGUUGCGAUUGAUGCCACAUUUGACGUCGUCCAAACUGCACCUGGUAUCAGUAAAUCGACCGUGGUGCACGACAUGCAACAGAACAAGCAGCACCUCAAAGUUUCUCUCUCGAUUUACAGGAACCCAAACAAAAUCGAGUCGUCUGCCGUGGGGACUCCAAAGUACGCCUGCGAAUUCCGGAGUGUUAAAGCAGACAUCACAGAUCUCCCCAGGUGUAUCUCACUACAGUUUCCUUGGGGCUUCGAGCAGACAUUUGGGCCCGUCACCGUUGAGCAUCUGGUCUUGCGGGCUGAUUUUGAGGUACCAAGGAUGGCAAUCAGGCUUGCGCUGAGUUUCUUGUCUACAGCGAAGCAUGAAUUGGAAAGCACCCGAGCGGGCACUUUGAUGCUUUCCUGCUUCACUAUAAUGGUCUUUCUGUGGACAAAUGCUGUGGCGCUCAUACUUUCCCAGUGCGGAGUAGCACUCAGUUAUCACCAGCUCUCGUACACUCCCCAUGAAGACUAA
This is a messenger RNA of Penicillium brevicompactum, 1389 nucleotides long. RefSeq lists its product as uncharacterized. The transcript has a single exon. NCBI's taxonomy places the organism in Eukaryota, Fungi, Ascomycota, Eurotiomycetes, Eurotiales, Aspergillaceae. The coding region runs from base 1 to 1389 and encodes 462 amino acids. The record is from RefSeq and is a predicted model, not a curated record.